AUGCCCCUAACCUACAGCGUGCACGUGCUAUCGUCGUUACUUCCCGGUGCGCGCGGGCCCGCGCUGUUGCCGCUGAGCGCAGGAGUGCGCGUGAUCCCAGUUGAAAUCAAGGAAGCAGGUGGCAGUGUGCCAGGCAGCAGUCCCGAAGAUGCUGCUUUCCAGGCCCCUCUAGCUCAGGAAUCCUGCUGCAAGUUCCCAUCCUCCCAGGAGACAGAGGAAGCUUCCAGCUGCUCUCGGAAGAAAGACUCCAGCCCUAUGGUGAUCUGUCAGCUGAAAGGAGGUGCCCAGAUGCUCUGCAUAGACAACUGUGGUGCAAGGGAGCUCAAAGCACUCCAUUUGCUUCCUCAGUAUGAGGACCAGAGCAGUUUCCCACAGUCAGAUCUCCCUAAGCCAAUGACAACUUUAGUGGGGAGACUUCUGCCAGUACCAGCCAAAUUAAAUCUCAUCACACAGGUUGAUAAUGGAGCGCUCCCAUCAUCUGUCAAUGGAGCUGCCUUCCCAUCAGGACCCACUAUGCAAGGGCCACCCAAAAUAGCUCUGGCUGGAUACUGCGACUGUUUCGCCAGCGGGGACUUCUGCACCAGCUGCAGCUGCAACAACCUGCGCCAUGAGCUUGAGCGUUUCAAAGCCAUUAAGGCAUGUAUUGAUAGAAAUCCUGAAGCUUUCCAACCAAAAAUGGGGAAAGGCCGCCUGGGAGUUUCUAAGCUGCGACACAGCAAAGGAUGUAACUGUAAGCGCUCAGGCUGCCUGAAGAACUACUGUGAGUGUUAUGAGGCCAAAAUCAUGUGUUCUUCAAUUUGCAAAUGCAUUGCUUGCAAAAACUAUGAGGAAAGCCCAGAGCGAAAAAUGCUGAUGAACACACCCCACUAUAUGGAGGCUGGGGACUUUGAGGGCAAUCACCAUCUGUCCCCAGCCAAGUUCUCAGGACCUCCAAAACUGAGAAAAAAUAGGCAGACCUUUUCCUGUAUCUCCUGGGAAGUCGUGGAGGCCACAUGUGCCUGCCUGCUGGCCCAGGGCGAGGAGGCAGAGCAGGAGCGCUGCUCCCCAAGCUUGGCUGAGCAGAUGGUCCUGGAGGAGUUUGGAAGGUGCCUGUCGCAGAUUCUCCACAUCGAGUUCAAGUCCAAGGGGCUGAAAAUUGAGUAG
Cricetulus griseus (Chinese hamster) is the source of this 1143-nucleotide messenger RNA. The record is from RefSeq and is a predicted model, not a curated record. Lineage: Eukaryota; Metazoa; Chordata; Mammalia; Rodentia; Cricetidae.